Messenger RNA from Punctularia strigosozonata HHB-11173 SS5, 321 nucleotides. RefSeq lists its product as uncharacterized. Lineage: Eukaryota; Fungi; Basidiomycota; Agaricomycetes; Corticiales; Punctulariaceae. The transcript has a single exon. The record is from RefSeq and is a predicted model, not a curated record. The coding region runs from base 1 to 321 and encodes 106 amino acids.
AUGCACAACCCGCACCUCACCGGCUCGGCGACCUUGUCUGGUGCGCCAUUCUCCAAGUCGCACGCCUUCUCCCUCCUGCAGACAAUCCACCGCCCGCCCGAUCUUGGCGGCGCGCCCUCGCUCAGGACCCGUCACCACCACCACCACCACCCUGGCUCGCUGCACGACUUCUCCACCCCGGCGCACUUCAACUCGACCCUGCCCACGCUCAACUCAUCCAUGUGCUUCGACCCGCACCCACCGCAACCGCACGAGCAACAGCCGUCCUCGCUCGUGUCCUCCUCCUCGCACGUGCCCUCGAGUGCUCGCUCAACCAGUUGA